Lytechinus pictus (painted urchin) is the source of this 2870-nucleotide messenger RNA. RefSeq lists its product as uncharacterized. The transcript is spliced from 11 exons. The coding region runs from base 1 to 2787 and encodes 928 amino acids. NCBI's taxonomy places the organism in Eukaryota, Metazoa, Echinodermata, Echinoidea, Temnopleuroida, Toxopneustidae. The record is from RefSeq and is a predicted model, not a curated record. Gene Ontology annotation, molecular function: DNA translocase activity.
AUGAGAGAAAAUGACAGGACAUCGGUCUUUGUGGAGCUGAUGAUUCUCAAAGCACUGUGUGACCACCCUCGCCUGCUAUCUGAGAGAGCCUGUCACAUGCUCGGACUCAUUCCAGCUCCGAGAUUAUCUGCUGAAGAAUUAUCCCCUUUGAAACAGACUUCACCAUUUAAGCAGUCUAUUACUCCUUCACAUCAAAAUAAUGGAAUACAAAGUGAGAAGAAAGGAAAUGGUCAAAACAAUCAGUCUAAAGGGAAUUCAAUAGAGAAGGAAGAAGAAACUUUACCUGCUACAUCAAUUGAAGGAGAUAACAACAGAGCAUCUACCACAGAUGGUAAGAAUGCUACUGAAGAAAAGGAAGAUAAAUCUAAGAUGGAUGAAACAAAGGAACAAGGUGAACAAAAGGAAGGGGAAUCUAAUCCUGAUGAUAAAUCAACGAAGGAGCAUAGGACAGUGGUGUCUGAUGAUAAAGAGAUUGCUCUUCCAGGGCAGAAAGAGAGGGUUCUCCCAGCGUGGAUGACCAAGGCAGCAUCCGAGAAGGAAUUUGCAUUUAACGACAUCACUGGGGUGAGCGAGGAGGUACUUAUACAAGAGUCAGGGAAGCUGGUUUUCCUCUUCAAGCUUCUGGAAAAUCUAAGAGAAGAAGGACAUCGGUGUCUUGUUUUCAGCAGAUCACUCAAGAUGUUGAAUAUGAUUGAGAAGAUACUACGAACAAGGCGAUUCCGAUGGAAGCGGUUGGACGGCUCCAUCCAUAAUAUGAUUGAGAGGGAAGCGAUCAUUGAAGACUUCCAGCAGGAUGAUUCUUAUAAUCUAUUCCUCCUGACUACUCAAGUAGGAGACACAGGGCUGAACUUGACAGGUGCAGACAGGGUCGUUAUUGUUGAUCCAAGGUGGAACCCAUUCACAGACAAUAAGGCAGUAGACAGAGCCUAUCGUAUUGGCCAGACCAAGUCGGUGAUAGUCUAUCGGCUAAUUACAUGCGGGACGAUAGAAGAGAAGAUCUACCGUCGACAGGUCUUCAAGAAAUCUCUUAUCAAGCAGACCACGGGCAAUUUUAAGGAAGAUAUAUACAGUAAUUUCACCACCCAAGAGCUAAGACACUUGUUUGAGCUUGAAGACACCGAGGUAUCUGUUACACAGAAACAGCUGGAAGGUCUCCAUGGAUGGCAGAGAAAGUCCUCGAGAGAACUAGAUCAACACAUUGCAUUCCUGAAAACAAUAGUGAGCGGGAUCAGCGAUCAUGAUCUCCUGUUUUCAUUGGAUAGCAAAACCUUGAGGGCAAAGCUCGCCGAGUAUGACGCAAAGGUUACAGAGAGAAGACUUGCAAUUCCUGGCUCCAUGCUUGCAGCCCCUUUUACAGUUAAUCGUGGGAAUCAACUGGAUAGCUGUUCUAGAAAAAUAGAAAGAAAACCGACCGUGCAAGAAAUGCCUUUGUUACCGAUAUACAAAGAUACAAAGAUAUGUCAUGUAAGAAAAGAAGAAACGAGCUGUACAGAGAAAGCAUCAAAACUUGAGGGAAAAUGUAGCAGAUUGGAGUUUUCUCGUAGCUGUGGCAAGAGUGAGCAAGACAAUUCUAGUUGCAGUAGUAGUAGCCUUGAGAAUGUAGAAUGGAUGUUUUCUAAAAGCAAACCGGACACUGUCCAAGGUGAGACCCUUGAUGAUGUUAUUGACUUGAUAAGCACAUCCUCCAAUCAGUCAGAGGAGACGUGCAGUGCAGUAGAGGAGAAGUUUGUGUCCAGCUCACAGGGUCUAAUUGGAGAGUGUGUCGGAGGAAAUAUGGUAUGCAGCAAUGACAGCCUUGUGGAUAAAGACCCGAUGCCUCAGGGAUGUGGUGAUACAGCUCUGGACAAAGACAGUGCUGAAACACGCAAGGUCAAUGAUCAGGCCGAUGGUGCAGAUGAGCCAUCAGGAAGAUUUGACAACGAAAAUGCAGAAUGUAGGGAUGAGAGUCUUGGGAAAAUAGAUUGGAUGCAGUCCCAGGGAGAAGAAGGUGAUAAUCCUGACGCCAAAGAUGCCGAAGACGAUGCUACCCCUGAUGAUGAUGGUGUUGAUGAUGAUGGUGGUGGUGGUGGUGAUGGUGAUGAUGAUGAUGAUGAUGAUCAUGAAGAUGAUCAUCCUGAUGCUCAAGAUGCUGAAGACGAGAAAGCCAGGUAUCGCUCUGAUUGGCCGAAGAAGUUAUCAAGGGUACCGAAGGAGAAUUUUGUUUCCAGAUUCUCUAACACCACUGGUAAAGUUGAGUACCCCCAGAAGUCGUUAAAGAGAGAUAAUGGCGGUCGCUCUGUCGAUGCUACCCCUGAUGGUGAUGGUGAUGAUGUUCAUGAUGGUGAUGAUGAUGAUGUUCAUGAUGGUGAUGAUGAUGAUGAUGUUGAUGAUGAUGGUGGGGGUGGUGGUGAUGAUGAUGAUUAUGAUGAUGGUGGUGGUGAUGAUGAUGGUUAUGAUGGUGGUGGUGAUGAUGAUGAUGAUGGUGAUAGUGAUGAUGUUGAUGAUGGUGAUGAUGAUGAUGAUGAUGUUGAUGAUGGUAAUGAUGAUGAUGAUGAUGUUGAUGAUGGUGGUGGUGGGGUUGGUGAUGAUGGUGAUGAUGAUGAUGAUGAUGAAUAUUUUGAUGCCCGCAGUGACUUCAGUAGCAGUAGCAUCAUCUGCCUUGAAGAUCCAUCAGUUGAUAUGCCUGGAUCUGCAUGUCAGGGUGAGCCUAAUGUAUUCAAACGAGAAGCAGAAGAGCAGGAGGAAGGGAGUUUGCCAAAGAAGAAAGCAAGGACUGGGGGCGAUAGGUUUCUGUGGUUGGAUUGGUAAAGAUCAGAUAUUGAAGAAGGGUCCAUUUUAGUUUCAUAAAAGUAUACAGUUGUGCUCAAAAGUUAUUGAACCCCAUCACAAAA